Brassica oleracea var. oleracea is the source of this 1600-nucleotide messenger RNA. Its product is annotated as protein kinase APK1A, chloroplastic. Gene Ontology annotation, biological process: protein phosphorylation. The record is from RefSeq and is a predicted model, not a curated record. Bases 232 to 1452 code for a protein of 406 amino acids. The transcript is spliced from 7 exons. Gene Ontology annotation, molecular function: protein kinase activity; ATP binding. Lineage: Eukaryota; Viridiplantae; Streptophyta; Magnoliopsida; Brassicales; Brassicaceae.
GAAAGAAAAAGCUCGAAAACUGAUUAAAAAAAGCUACAGAAGAAGAAGGAAGAAGAGAGAGGCGGUACUGAUCCGCCAUUAAUGCUACCACUCGACGGGAACACCUUUCUCACUCUCUUUCUUGGUUGAGAAUUGAAACUUGAGAACUUAAAAAAAAAAAAAAGUGUGAUAUAUAGUUGAAGAUUUGCAUAAAAGCUUCUCCCUCUCUCUCUCUCUCUGAAUCACUCAGUCAUGGGGAUUUGUUUGAGUGCCCAGGUCAAAGCUGAGAGCCCAGGGGCGAGUCCCAAAGAUACUAAAAGUCUUGGGAGUAAGGGUUCAUCUGUGUCUGUAAGACCAAGCCCUAGAACCGAGGGUGAGAUCUUACAGUCUCCAAACCUCAAGAGUUUCAGCUUCUCAGAGCUUAAAUCCGCAACCAGGAAUUUCAGACCAGACAGUGUGCUUGGUGAAGGUGGAUUCGGUUGUGUUUUCAAAGGAUGGAUUGAUGAGAAGUCUCUCAGUGCCACAAGACCAGGAACCGGUUUGGUUAUUGCUGUCAAAAAACUUAACCAAGAUGGUUGGCAAGGUCACCAGGAGUGGCUGGCUGAAGUGAAUUAUCUUGGUCAGUUUUCUCAUGGACACCUUGUGAAGUUGAUUGGUUAUUGCCUAGAGGAUGAGCACCGUCUUCUUGUUUACGAGUUCAUGCCUCGUGGUAGCUUGGAGAAUCAUCUUUUCAGGAGGGGUUUGUAUUUCCAACCUCUAUCUUGGAAACUACGGUUGAAAGUUGCUCUUGGCGCUGCAAGGGGCCUUGCCUUUCUUCACAGCUCCGAGACAAGAGUGAUAUACCGUGACUUCAAGACUUCUAACAUCCUUCUUGAUUCGGACUACAACGCUAAGCUUUCUGAUUUUGGGUUGGCUAAGGAUGGACCAGUUGGUGAUAAAAGUCAUGUGUCUACUCGGGUCAUUGGUACUCACGGAUAUGCAGCUCCUGAAUACAUGGCAACUGGUCAUCUAACAACAAAGAGUGAUGUCUAUAGCUUCGGUGUUGUCCUUCUGGAGCUCUUGUCUGGUCGCCGAGCUGUGGACAAGAACCGACCAUCCGGAGAGAGGAACCUCGUAGAGUGGGCUAAACCAUACCUAGCAAACAAAAGAAAGAUAUUCAGAGUCAUCGACGCUCGUCUUCAAGACCAGUACUCAAUGGAAGAAGCGUGUAAAGUGGCAACUCUCUCUCUGAGAUGUCUCACCACAGAGAUCAAGCUUAGACCAAACAUGAGCGAGGUAGUUUCCCACCUUGAACACAUUCAGUCUUUGAACUCUGCUAGAGGAGGGAUUAUGGAUAGGACAGAGAGAAGAAUGCGUAGGAGAAGUGAUAGCGUUGUCAGCAAGAAACCUAAUGCCGGUUUUGCUCGACAGACCGCGGUGGGGAGUACAGUUGUUGCUUAUCGUCGCCCAUCAGCCUCGCCGCUCUAUGUCUGAAGGUGUAAACACGUCUUUGGUUAUGAAGUGCAUGUAAUCAUUUCCUGUUUAUGGAGUUUGAAUGUACAGUUUUGUCUUUCUUAUUGUAUGGAUUCAGUUCUAUACAGUUCAUCUUUCAUUACACGAAGACAAACAUAUUUAGUUUUGA